AUGACUAACUCGAUCGAACCAAAGACCAAAUUAGUAUCCACACUACGCCUCCUCAUUCCCCGUUUGCGCCUCCUCCAAAAGAAAGACACAGCUUCCUCCGUCGUCCAGCGCCGCGAGCUCUCCCAACUCCUAAGCGAAGGGCGCGACGCUUCAGCGCGCAUCCGAGUCGAAAAUGUCAUCGCCACAGAUAUCGCAGUGGAAGUAAUGGAGAUGGUCGAGCUCUACUGUGAACUCCUACUUGCUCGCGCCAACGUACUCGACCAACUAGCCUUUGGCGAGCAAGGCACCCGCGCCCGACACCGCGCGAAAGAAUUACUCAAGAAACGCACCCAGGCACAAGCCGGCGCCGCAGGAUCAGCUGCAGCAGCAUCCAAGGCUACCGAGAACACCGGAUCGCGAUUUGGAUUCGGGUGGUUGGGAGGCGGGACACAGAAGAAAGAAGCCGAGCGCGUCGGCGCGUCUAUUACAGGGUCUGCGGAGGAAAGUGCCAGCGAGGAAGACAAUCCCUACUUGGAUACUGCGCUCGACGAGGCCGCCGUGGUGGUUUUCUACGCGUGGAGCCGCUUCCCGCACGACGUGCGCGAGUUCACCAUGCUGCGCACCAUGCUGGAUGAGCGGUAUGGCAAGGAAUUCCGGAUUCUGGCGACGGAGAACAAAAUCGAUGGAGUGAGUGUUCCUGAUCGGCUCUUGAAGAGCUUGCGCGUGCGCCCGCCGGGUCAGGAGCUUGUUGAAAGUUACCUGAGAGAGAUUGCGAAGGCGUACGGGGUUGAAUGGCAUGGACUUGACGAUGUAGAGGAGCUGGGGAGUGCGCCUGAGUUCGUGGAUGAUGUGGGUGAGGGCGAUGAACCUGGAUUACCGCAGACGCCUGGCAAGCAGGGAGAGCCGAGUUUCUCAGAGGCAAGACGGGCUUCGGAGACGAGCGAGUUAAAUAAAGCUACGCCUCCGCGGGGUCUCGCCGCUGGUAGGAGUCCGGUUAGUGUAGCGCCGCCGGCUCCUAGGACUGACAAUCCCAAUCCUCGAGUCAAGGUCCCUGGCACGGAGGAUAAUGAUACUUCGAAGAGUGGGGGAGCGGCAGCACCUAAGAGGAGCAACAAUGGGAUACCCGAGCUGGAUGAACUGACACGGAGGUUUGCGGAUCUGAAACGGAAACCCUGA
Molecule: messenger RNA, 1155 nt
Organism: Penicillium soppii
Lineage: Eukaryota; Fungi; Ascomycota; Eurotiomycetes; Eurotiales; Aspergillaceae
Product: IST1 family protein
Exons: 1
Coding region: 1-1155 (384 amino acids)
Biological process (GO): protein transport
Source: RefSeq, a predicted model, not a curated record